Molecule: messenger RNA, 1254 nt
Organism: Mobula hypostoma (lesser devil ray)
Lineage: Eukaryota; Metazoa; Chordata; Chondrichthyes; Myliobatiformes; Myliobatidae
Product: ankyrin repeat domain-containing protein 65-like
Molecular function (GO): protein binding
Source: RefSeq, a predicted model, not a curated record
AUGAAGCUAAUUUGCCGUUUGUUUUCCCAACAGGUCCUUGUUCCCACUAAACCUAGAACCAUUGAUCAACCAGCUUCUUACUUUUUAAGAAGACAUGACGAGGUAUCUGGGAUGACAGCAGAACUGUUGUGGAGACUGGUGGAUCUCAGUGAAGAGCUUAACGAGGUUCAACAGGGAGCAGGAGAUGGUGUCCACCUUGGCACGUGGACUGACCUUCAUCAGGCAGCUUGUAGUGGUGACGUCCACCUGGCGAAGACAUAUCUACAGCACGGCGCUCUUGUAGACUCCAGGGAUGAAUUUGGCUGCACCCCACUACAUUACGCAGUACUUAAGGGCUGCCAAUCACUGGUUAAACUUCUCGUUCACCGCGGGGCAGAGAUCGACGCCACAGACAGGCACAGCUGGACUCCUCUUCACCGGGCUGCUUGGAACGGACACACCCAGAUUGCCGACCUCCUCCUGCAGCGUGGGGCUUCGACCGGCGUGCCGACCAGGCGCGGACUGACCGCGUUGCACUGCGCAGCCGCAGGGGGGCACCUCCUGAUUGCGCAGCAGCUGCUGAACUACGGGGCAAGCGCCGAGGCAGCGGACGCGCAGCGCUGGACCCCACUGCACUGGGCGGUCGUGAGUGACCGGCUGCACAUAAUCGAAUUUCUCCUUUCGAGAGGAGUUUCAACGCACGGCACGACACGGGGCAACAUGAUGCCCUUGCACCUGGCCGCGGAGGUUGGAAACAGAAAAGUAAUUGAAAUGCUAUUGGAAACUGGAACCUGCAUCAAUGCUGAGGAUGCUGUUGGAAGGACAGCGUUAUCGAUUGCUGCUGCUAAUGGCCAAGAAGAGGUGUUGGUAGAUUUACUCGCACACGGGGCUGCAGACAGUAACAAAGUAUCUGCUCUGCAGGCCGCAGCAGGGAUGGGCCACUUCCGAAUAAUGGACCUUCUCAUGCAACAGGGGGCCAGCGUAGACGCCAGAGACGGCCUGAACAUGACUGCGCUUCAUCGGGCGGCAGAGAGGGGUGAUGCUGAUGUCGCAGAGUAUCUGAUCGAGCGUGGAGCUGAUAUAGAGGCAAGAGGCUGGCUUAUGAACACUCCUCUCCACCUCGCCACCAAAAGGGGCCACGAGCGGACCAUCCAAUUACUGCUGAGCAGAGGUGCCAACAUGUACACCACUAACCUGUGGUACGAAACACCCCUUGACAUCGCCUCAGCACGAGACUGUCACAGUGGUUUUUGUGGAUCUGAGAAACAGAAUUAA